AUGAGCUACUACGGCAGCUACUAUGGAGGCCUGGGCUAUGGCUAUGGCUCUGGUUAUGGUUGUGGAUGUGGCAGCUACCAUGGCCUAGGCUAUGGCUAUGGCAGCUGUGGCUGUAGAGGCCUGGGCUAUGGUGGCUAUGGCUAUGGAGGCCUGGGCUAUGGUGGCUAUGGCUAUGGCUGCUGCCGCCCAUCUUGCUGUGGAAGGUAUUCUUCCUAUGGCUUCUACUAAAAAACUACCUGCUCCUGCCAUGUCAUGGAAUCCUUCUGCAACCCUGCUUGGGAUAAUUCUAUAUUAUAAGGACAUCACAUUCCAUCUGCCUCUGAAGCUUGGUGACAUAAGAGAAAUACCAGAAGAAGUUUUGUCAUAUUAAUGAAACAGAGCAGUAAAGUGCCAGAAUUCAAAAGCAUCCAGACUCAUUUUUCUGAGAAUGAUGCAGAAUCUCAGCUGUCAUGAAGAAGAUGCCCCAACAACAUUUCCAGCAAGUUUACUCAGCUCCAAUA
This is a messenger RNA of Antechinus flavipes (yellow-footed antechinus), 500 nucleotides long. Its product is annotated as keratin-associated protein 19-5-like. The transcript has a single exon. The record is from RefSeq and is a predicted model, not a curated record. NCBI's taxonomy places the organism in Eukaryota, Metazoa, Chordata, Mammalia, Dasyuromorphia, Dasyuridae. Bases 1 to 228 code for a protein of 75 amino acids.